AUGGCCCCCCUGGCUCAGACCCUGGCACUGCUGGCAAUGGCCAUGGCCACCACGGCUGUCGAUGUGAUCCCCCUGGACAUGGCUCCGGACUCCUUUGAUGACCAGUACCGGGGCUGCGGCCCUGCCAUGAAGGCGGCAUUGCUGACCCUCAGCUGGUCCGAGUUCCAGCAGAACAAGGAGUUUGCUGAGGUUUGGGGAAAGGCUAUGGCCACGUGGCAGAGUCGGGGGCCCCCUGAGUCCCCUCUGUCCCCAGACCAGGCCACCGCCAUCAUGGCCUUCUCAAUGACUGACCUCAGAACAUUCAAUGAUGCCGUGCGCGUGGUUGGGCGUUCCCGCCAGGCAUACCGAGACAACUUCCACUUCAAAGCGCUGCAUUUCCUGCUGACCGAUGCCCUGGCCACGCUGAGGGAUGCUCAGAACGGGCAGUGUCGCCACGUGUACCGGGGUGUGCAUGAUGUCCGGUUUCAGGCACGGCGUGGUCAGAAGGUCCGGUUUGGUCAAUUCACAUCGACAUCUCUGAGCAAAGAGGUCGCCCAGAAGUACGGAACAGAUACCAUAUUUGAGGUUCAAACGUGCCACGGUGUGGACAUCCAGGCUUUUUCCUUCUAUCUGAGCAACCGUGAGGUGCUGAUCCCGCCAUAUGAAACCUUUGAGGUCACCAAAGUCACCCAGAAUGGGAAGAGGGCAUGGAUCACUCUCCGAUCAUCCGGGACCUACAGCAAAUACAACUGCGCAUUGCUGUGGGAGCAUCCACAUGGCCACCUUUCACUUCAGAGGAUGCCUCCUGGCCAACACAGCCUUGGCAGUGGCCACCAGGAUCCUCUGAACCACGAGACCACCAAGGCCACCGAAUUCACUGCGGUCACUGUGGGAACCAUGGCCAACAUGAUCAUCAAGACUCCCUCCGCCACAAGUGUCCCACCCAACUCCUAG
Molecule: messenger RNA, 933 nt
Organism: Zonotrichia leucophrys gambelii
Lineage: Eukaryota; Metazoa; Chordata; Aves; Passeriformes; Passerellidae
Product: erythroblast NAD(P)(+)--arginine ADP-ribosyltransferase-like
Exons: 4
Coding region: 1-933 (310 amino acids)
Molecular function (GO): NAD+ poly-ADP-ribosyltransferase activity; NAD+-protein-arginine ADP-ribosyltransferase activity
Source: RefSeq, a predicted model, not a curated record